UAGUAUGGAUUAAAGGCUAAAGGGGUUGAGAAGUCAAAGCUUGUCAGUUUCUUCUCCCCAACUUUCAGAAAAUCUAUUUUUACCUAUCCCAGCUCAGGAUCGAGGCUGGACUCUUCUCACUUGCUUGUGCUUGCUGGUGGAUUCCAGUACAAACCAAGGACAACACGAUCAUACAGGAAUUGUGGAGAUUUUUCACUUUUAAAGUUGUCUUUAAGCGACUCGCAUAUUAGAUAAUCAUAUGGAUUUAUUAUUUUUGUUUUUCCUCACUUGGAAUGUGGAAUAUUUCUCACAUUGGAAAACAAACACUAACUACUAAUGCCGUGUACUUUCUCAAUCCACUUGGAAUCUAGAUGGUGCUAUUUGAACAAAUACUCCAAUCAUGAUUUGGGACCUGUGUAGAAAAUCUGCUCCAGCCAGCGGUGGCUUGGGGUUAUGUUGUAACCAGCACAGCUUUGGAGUAAAGACCUUCAGAGUGCCAAGGGAGGUGUUCCCAUCAAAGCAGACACUGACAUCGUCGUAAACUCAUCUGGCCUUUUGUGGCUGAAGCGUCAGGAUUGCUGUUGAAAGAAAAUGACAAAUCAUAGAGAUUCUUGUCGUCUACACAACCUGGCCUACCAUCCUCCAUGGUGGCACAGUACAACAAAAAUGAAGAGAAAUAAGGACACAAGAACAACAAGUAGUUCUGAAGGAUGUCGUCAGCUCAAAACAUUGUCAGCUUUGUUGCUAACAUCAUCACUAUCAAAACCACAGUUGCCAUUCUCUUCCAUGCAUCUCUUCAGGAGUUGGAAGGAAAAACUGUCUCUUCUGUUCUUGUUCAUAAUCUCUUUUUUCCCCUGUCAAAUAUGGGCCACAACUUUCAAAGUUGCCUUGGUUGGACCCUGGACCUGUGACCUCUUAUAUUCUAAAGCCCUUCCUGACCUGGCAGCCCGCCUUGCCAUCAGUCGCAUCAACAAAAACCCCUACCUCAACAGAGGCUACUGGUACGACUAUGCACUGGUCAAUGAGGAUUGUAAGUCUACUCGUGCCCUAGUUCGCUUUUCAGAUCUGGAAGGUUAUGGAGCUGCUUUCCUGGGUCCAGCCAACCCGGGUUACUGCUCCUCAGCAGCUUUGUACACAAAAGAGUGGGAUGUUGGGAUUCUCUCUUGGGGUUGUCUGAAGCCCUACAUGAAAACUGUAGACAUGUUUCCCACUUUUCUGAGGCCGCUGCCAUUGUCCUCCAAUGUACUGUUUACUGUGUUGCGGUAUUUUCGAUGGGCCCAUGUGGCCAUUAUCUCAGAGGACACCGAUUUGUGGGAAGCAACAGGACACGAGUUAGCCUCUUCCCUGAGGGCCCUUGGCCUUCCUGUUAACCCUGUUGUCACCAUGGAGACAGAGAAGGAUGGGCCUCGCAGUGCCCUGGCGAAAGUUAGAGAAGCAGAUCGGGUCAGAGUGAUCAUCAUGUGCAUGCCUUCAGUCCUGAUUGGUGGCCAAGCCCAAUACCAGCUUCUGACCACAGCCUUAGCCAUGCGUAUGAUAGACCGCGGCUAUGUGUUUAUUCCCUACGAUACUCUUCUCUACUCACUGCCCUACAAAGACGCAUUCUACUACAUGCUGGGAAAUGACACCAAGCUCCGGAGAGCCUUUGAUGGAGUUCUCACCAUCACAAUGGAGUCUGGAGAGCGUAAUUUCUAUGAGGCCUUCAAAGAUGCACAAGAUAGGUUUGAACUACGCAGCUCCACUCCGGCAGAGCAGGUUUCUCCUUUCUUUGGUACCAUUUAUAACAUGAUGUACUACAUAGCCAUGGCUGUUGAACAAACCCGCGCCAGUGGAGUUCACUGGGUAACUGGUCGUUCAUUGGGUAACAGUGAGGGGGGCUUUGAGUUUGAAGGCUUCAAUCAGCCCCUGCAAGCUGGAAGAAACGGUGAAGGAAUGCAAGCUGGUUACGUAGUCCUGGACUACAGCGGCAUGGGCAACUCCCUAUACUCCACCCAUUUUCUUCACCCAACUCACACAGACACCAUGACUGGGGGUUUGAGAUACCUUGGCCGUUCAGUCCAUUUUGCAGGCAGCACCCCGUACACCGACUCGAGUUGCUGGUUUAGCCCAUACUUUGCAUGCAGUGGAGGCUGGGAUUCAACGACUGCAUUCUUUGUUUUUGUUUUACUCAUUUUGUUUGCCGGGUUUGGAGCAAACAUCAUAUUACGAUUCAAGAGAGAAGGCAGGGUUGGCUUUAGCUUUGGGGGUGAUGGAAACGGCGGGCCAUCAAAAGUAGUCCUAACCCUCGAUGAUCUUGUCUUCAUCAACACUCAAGUCAGCAAAAGGAAGCUGAAUGAUGAGAGCAUUGUAAAAAGCCAAAUGGAUUUGAAGACGCCGCACCACUCAGUCUCUGGCCGCAGCUACUUGGCGUCCACGCCAGACAGCUCAAACAUUGCUGUAUAUGAGGGAGACUGGGUCUGGUUGAAGAAAUGUCCCACUGGGUCAGUGUCAUCUGUUAGCAGCAGCACUGAGAUGCUCUUUGUUAAGCUCCGAGACAUGAGGCAUGAAAACCUCAACCUGUACCUGGGAUUAUUCUUUGACUCUGGGAUCUUUGGCAUUGUAACUGAACACUGCAUCAGGGGCAGCUUAGAGGAUUUGCUGGCAAAUGAAGAUGUGCGUCUCGACUGGAUGUUCAAGUCCUCCUUGUUAAUGGACCUCAUCAGGGGAAUGAAGUACCUCCAUCACCGCAACAUCAUCCACGGCCGACUCAAGUCCCGCAACUGUGUUGUCGACGGGCGCUUUGUGCUGAAGGUGACAGAUUAUGGGUUUAAUGAAAUCAUGAACACACAAGAAGUUGACGUAGAAGAGGAAAAGGCCGAAGAUUUGCUUUGGACAGCCCCCGAGCUGUUACGAAACUUAAAUCUGAGGAGAAAAGGCUCUUUUCCUGGGGAUGUUUACAGUUUUGCCAUCAUAAUGCAGGAGGUGGUUUCUCGCUCCGCCCCUUUCUGCAUGCUGGACAUGCCUCCUAAAGAAAUUAUCAGCAAGGUAAAAGAGUCUCCGCCUCUGUGUCGACCUGUUGUGUCUGUGGAAGAGGCCCCAUUGGAUAUAAUACAAUUAAUGAAGCAAGCUUGGAGCGAAGAACCGGACAAAAGGCCCACUUUUGAGGAAAUCUUCAAACAGUUUAAGGGUAACUCAAAAGCCAAGAAAACCAACAUCAUUGACUCCAUGCUGCGAAUGUUAGAACAAUAUUCCUCCAAUUUGGAGGACCUGAUCAGGGAGAGGACAGAAGAGCUGGAGGUGGAAAGACAGAAAACCGACAACCUGGUGGCUCAGAUGUUACCAAAGUCUGUGGCCCAGUCACUGAAGCUGGGCAAGCCUGUGGAACCAGAACACUUCAGUGAAGUCACGUUAUACUUCAGCGAUAUUGUGGGCUUCAGCACCAUCUCAACUCUCAGUGAGCCCAUCGAGGUGGUCGACUUACUCAAUGACCUGUAUUCGCUCUUUGAUGCCAUCAUUCCCUUACAUGACGUCUACAAGGUGGAAACAAUAGGUGACGCCUACAUGGUGGCCUCAGGCGUUCCUACAAGGAACGGCAACCGUCAUGCAGCGGAAAUAGCCAACAUGUCCCUCGACAUUCUGCACUGCAUCGGAACCUUCAAGGCCAGGCACAUGCCUGACCUAAAAAUCAGGAUCCGCAUUGGCUUGCAUUCAGGGCCGGUCGUCGCAGGAGUAGUUGGUCUAACGAUGCCUCGGUACUGUUUGUUUGGAGACACUGUCAACACCACAUCUCGAAUGGAGUCCACAUCAUCGCCUUACAGAGUUCAUGUCAACCAAAGCACAGUCAAUCUCCUGAACAGCCUGAAACUGGGAUACAAGAUUGAUGUCAGAGGCCUCACUGAGUUAAAGGGAAAAGGCAUCGAGACAACUUAUUGGUUGGUGGGGAAAGAUGACUUCAAGAAGUCUCUGCCAGUUCCUCUGGAUCUUCAAGGAGGAACCGAUUUUGGGAUCACUAUUGAAGAGAUUCCUCCCGAUAGAAGACAAAAAUUCUUGGAUCGACAGAAGAAGGCAUAACCCUUGAUUUGUUCCUGACGGCAAAGAUUUGGAGAAUCUUUGCAGCAGCAACUGUUGAGACAAAACAAGGUUUCUCAAACUUGCUACAAAUUUGUCAAGUUUUUAGACCAAAGUAACAUUUCUUGCAUCUUUUCAGAGCUUCCUCUUAGAUUGAUCUCAGCAGUGCCACAAUAAACAAUGACUCCUGGAUGCAAAAAACAGAUUCAGUAAGGGCAACGGAACUGUGCUUAGAUGGCAGUUGCUUUUGACGGAAGGUACGACAUAAUGUGCCUGUCAAAGGUGCAAAUACAUUUCAGAGCUGUGCUGGUGUACGGAGCACUGAUCCCCCAAAAGGGGAGAUUAGGGCAAAUGCCAGAUGUUUUCACUGCUCUGCUGCAGGUACUCUACAUAUGCAUACCAAACUGUGAAGGUUUUUUAGAAAUGUUCUCAUGGGAACCCUGAUCACACAAUGGUCAACUAUUACACUGUACUGGUCUGGAAAUUAUUGCUAGCUAUUCACAAUAAGUCCAGCAUCAAUGAGUAAAGUAUUUUAAGGUAGGACACAGACAGUCAGGGUUUUGGGUGUUGGGACAGUAAAACAAAUCUGAAUAAAUGAAGUCAAAUUGUGCAGAAAAGGCUGUUCAUGCGGAAAAUCUAAUGUUCAUUUUAUAAACAUUUAAAAAUAUCAAUGUUCAUUGUAAUAUAACCUUAGACCACACUUUAUUAUUGAUUUACUGAGUGCAUCAUUCCCAUGUCAGUCUCCAGCGAUUUAUGUUCCUUUUGUUUUAACAAUUCCAUCUUUUUUCUUUUAAUUGUAUGCAAACAAGAGUCCAAACAAGCUGGUAAAGGCGGGUUAGAUUUGUCGUGCGUGCAGUCCAUUAUUACGGCAUGCAUGGCUGAAUGCGUUGCGUGUUCAUCGCUGCAUUAGACCCUGUUGGAUCCAGUAAGUCUGUUCUGCACUGCUGCACAGAUGGCUUUAGUGACCUGACAGAAACGAUCAGCUGCAGUAGCAGAUUCCGCUCCGUCUUGUGUCUCACCAUCUUUUUACAAGGACACGUCGGCCACCCAUUAACUCCUGUUUACGAACAUUGACCGGGUCUGUGGGGCUUCUUGCUUCAAACGUUCACCCCACAUUCACCCCACCCCCCCACCCCCCAAGGGAUGCUGUGCAUUUUACACAGAAUAAGAUGAUGACUCCUUCCAAGUCAUUUCUCUUCAGCUUGGGGAUGUGUAUAUACUGUAAAUGUGUACAUAGUUUCUGCCCUGCAGACUUAGGGGCUUUUUAGAGGGUUUUUUUCUGCUUGAGUUACCAAAUCCUCUGACUCAAAAGGGGGUUUCAACUAAAAAGCAGGGGUUUAAUCACAGUGCAUUUGAAAAGCAAGCAGAGGCAUUGUUGCUGACAUUGAUACAGCAAUGUCAGGAUGUGGGUUCUCCUUGAGAAUAUAGACUCUAGACACAUUUUUCGUGGCAGCUUGCUGCUGAUCACUUUGAACCUGUUCUGGUUUAUUGCAGUGUAUAGUUUAAAAAAAACUGCACAUCUUAUCAGUUGAUUAACAAAUUGUUUGACAUUUUUCCUGCCACAACAUUUAGCAGGGCUGCCUUGUCAUCGAUGUUUGAUGAAAUCCAUGGCAAAGAGUAUAUGGUAUACAGUCCUGGAUCAGGAAAGCACAAAAGUGGUUUGGGUCUACAAAGGCUAUCCGAGCAGACUUCAUCAAAACACAAGACAGAACUUUUCUAGAUUUAUCACCAAUUUGCCAAACAGGUAGAUUUUAUCAAAAGAGGGGCAGCGCUGUUCAUUUGGAAAGUGAUCUCAGUGUGUAUCUGUAAAUAAAUUCUUGUUUUAGUGAAA
This is a messenger RNA of Oryzias latipes (Japanese medaka), 5854 nucleotides long. The record is from RefSeq and is a predicted model, not a curated record. Lineage: Eukaryota; Metazoa; Chordata; Actinopteri; Beloniformes; Adrianichthyidae.